AUGAGUUUUACAACUCGAACAUCGUAUUUGGAUUCAUUAACAACGAACAACAAUGAUUUAACGAUUAAAACAAAUUUACGACAAAAAAAAUCUUGGUACAAAUCGUUAUAUGAAGAUAGUCAACGUCUAUAUAUGCAAUUUCUUUUAAUGACAACACUUUAUGUUAUGGAGCCAUGGGAGCGAGUGCUUAUAAUGGGUAUUUUUCUUUGCAUCAUCUCACUAGUUACUUAUUCGGCUCUUGUUUAUAUUCCAUUUCACAUUCAUUAUUUACUACAAUCGACAAUGCCAAGUAUCUCCACUGUAUUCGCACUUCGAUGA
Messenger RNA from Rotaria sordida, 318 nucleotides. The record is from the annotation of a GenBank genome assembly. NCBI's taxonomy places the organism in Eukaryota, Metazoa, Rotifera, Eurotatoria, Philodinida, Philodinidae.